AUGGCGGUUUCUGCUUCUCUUUUUGUAGCAAACCAAUCCUUUUCUCCAUUCUUGAAGGCUCCUAGAACAUCAAACCCUUGUUCUACCAAACAGUUGUGUUUAAGAGCAUCUGUCAGUAACCCAGAAGAUUUCGAGGAAAGGAAAUGGAUAAAGAAAGAAGAAGAUGGCUGGAAAAUUGAUUUCUCAUCAGGAGAAAAACCACCAACGCCAUUGCUGGACACAAUCAAUUACCCUGUUCACAUGAACAACCUGGCCACAGAGGAUCUUGAACAAUUAGCAUCGGAAUUGAGAGCAGAGAUUGUGUAUAGUGUAGCAACGACAGGGGGGCAUCUUAGUUCAAGCUUAGGAGUAGUGGAGUUAGCAGUGGCGCUGCAUCAUGUGUUCAACUCCCCUGAAGACAAAAUCAUAUGGGAUGUUGGUCAUCAGGCAUACCCACAUAAAAUUCUAACAGGAAGAAGGUCUAAAAUGCAUACCAUAAGGAAAACUUCAGGUCUCGCAGGAUUUCCUAAAAGGGAUGAGAGUGUUUAUGAUGCUUUUGGUGCAGGACAUAGUUCUACAAGCAUCUCUGCUGGUCUCGGUAUGGCAGUUGCAAGAGACCUCUUAGGGAAUAGCAACCAUGUCAUUUCUGUAAUUGGAGAUGGAGCUAUGACAGCAGGACAAGCAUAUGAGGCCAUGAACAAUGCAGGAUUCCUUGAUUCUAAUCUAAUCAUUAUAUUGAAUGACAAUAAACAAGUAUCUUUACCAACUGCAACUCUUGAUGGUCCAGCAACCCCAGUUGGUGCCCUUAGUGGUGCUUUGACCAAGCUCCAAUCAAGCACCAAUUUUCGCAAACUUCGUGAAGCUGUAAAAAGCAUUACAAAGCAAAUUGGUGGGCAAACACAUCAAGUUGCUGCAAAGGUAGAUGAGUAUGCUAGAGGAAUGAUCAGUGCUUCUGGCUCUACUCUCUUUGAGGAGUUAGGAUUAUAUUAUAUUGGUCCAGUGGAUGGGCACAGCAUUGAAGACUUGGUGACCAUAUUGCGAAAUGUGAAAGCAAUGCCUGCGCCGGGACCAGUUCUGAUCCAUAUUGUUACUGAGAAAGGAAAGGGCUAUCCUCCAGCUGAGGCAGCAGCUGAUAAGAUGCAUGGAGUUGUCAAAUUUGACGUAAAAACAGGCCAGCAGUUUAAGCCGAAAUCCUCCACACUUUCAUAUACACAGUACUUUGCUGAAUCUCUGAUCAAAGAAGCUGAGGCAGACAACAAGAUUGUAGCCAUUCAUGCAGCAAUGGGUGGUGGAACAGGUCUCAAUUAUUUCCAGAAGAAGUUUCCAGAUCGCUGCUUUGAUGUGGGCAUUGCUGAGCAGCAUGCAAUUACAUUUGCAGCUGGUUUGGCCACUGAGGGUCUCAAGCCCUUCUGUGCCAUCUACUCAUCAUUCCUGCAACGAGGAUAUGAUCAGGUGGUACAUGAUGUAGAUCUUCAAAAGUUACCAGUACGCUUUGCCAUGGAUCGAGCUGGUUUGGUUGGAGCUGAUGGACCCACCCAUUGUGGAGCAUUUGAUAUCACAUACAUGGCUUGCUUGCCUAACAUGGUGGUCAUGGCUCCAUCUGAUGAAGCUGAGCUGAUGCACAUGGUUGCAACAGCAGCAGCCAUAGAUGACAGGCCCAGCUGCUUCAGGUUCCCAAGGGGCAAUGGGAUUGGAACAACUCUUCCUCCAAACAACAAAGGAACCCCACUGGAGAUUGGAAAAGGAAGAAUACUGAUGGAAGGCAAUAGAGUUGCAAUAUUGGGAUACGGUUCUAUAGUUCAGCAAUGUGCAGAAGCUGCAAGCAUGCUUAAAACCCAAGGCAUUUCUGUGACGGUAGCUGAUGCGAGAUUUUGCAAACCUCUGGAUACAAAUCUUAUCAGGCAAUUGGCUAAAGAGCAUGAGAUCCUAGUUACGGUGGAAGAAGGUUCUGUCGGAGGUUUUGGCUCCCAUGUAUCUCACUUCUUGAGCUUAACUGGUAUUCUCGACGGACCACUAAAGUUGAGAGCAAUGGUUCUUCCUGAUAGAUACAUCGACCAUGGAUCACCUCAAGAUCAAAUUCAAGAAGCAGGGCUCUCCGCAAAUCAUAUUGCAGCAACAGUCUCAUCUCUGCUGGGAAAGCCAAGAGAAGCUCUUCAGUUCAAAUGA
Messenger RNA from Dovyalis caffra, 2145 nucleotides. Lineage: Eukaryota; Viridiplantae; Streptophyta; Magnoliopsida; Malpighiales; Salicaceae. The record is from the annotation of a GenBank genome assembly.